Molecule: messenger RNA, 1358 nt
Organism: Aureobasidium subglaciale EXF-2481
Lineage: Eukaryota; Fungi; Ascomycota; Dothideomycetes; Dothideales; Saccotheciaceae
Exons: 1
Coding region: 32-976 (314 amino acids)
Source: RefSeq, a predicted model, not a curated record
AAGCACUUGAUUUUGCUUCCGCCCAUAUGCGAUGCCUGAUUUCUCGAUCCUGCCAGCGCCAUUGACUUUGUUUAUCCUCCUGGAACUGCCUAGUCUCAAAGCCUUGUACGCUGCAAUCUUAGCGUCGCCGCACCUCAAUGCCGUGUUUCGUUCAAACGCACAACGUGUCUUCCGAACGGUCAUCGCACAGAGUCUGUCUGACGAACUUGUCUCUCCAGUUCUCAUAUAUAUGCUACUGCGAGAACGUCUCGUGACAAGUGGCAUCUCUCGGACCUUUACCAUCGAACAGCUCCAGAAUAUGGCCGAUGAUUUGAUCGCUGCCGCGACUACGGAUCAGUGGCCGAAGAUAGCUGUUGCAACCAUCUUUCACACUGUCGCGCAAGCAGUCCGCGUCCAUGACAUCGCUUCCUUCAUUCUCCGCUCUAAGCUUGACUGCCUCGGCACACUCAGAUUCGAAAGGCUGGCCAACCCUAGAUACAGGUACCGGGGACCUCAUAGUCUGAACGAUCCGGACCCUCAAGGUGUUCCUAUAGAGAUCCACUUACCACUCAGCGACCCAAGUUGGGAAGAAGAGACGCGCGCGAUCCGUGUUCUGUGGCUUUUGGCUGCGUGUUGGCGAGCGAUGCAGAGCACGACUACGUCCGGUAGGGAUACCGUUGAACGCUUCACAGCACCCCAGCGAGCAUUCUUUGGCCUUGAAGAUCAAAUGACAUUGGAUAUGGCUACCGAAAUGGCACAGAGCAUAAUUUUUGGUCCUUCAUUACGGUCGCCUGAUGAGCCGAAUAAGAGGCUCACUUUCUCUUACGGUAUUUUGCAAGCGUACCCGAUUAAGGGGACUGUAUACACCACUAAAGCUCUCGUCUCUGAUUUACUGCCAACAUCACCAAAUUUCUCUUGGUGUCCAGCGGUUACCUUUGUCCGGCUUGCUAGUGACACUGCCACACGGGGAGAGGCGUACUUCCCCUUCCGACAAUAGAGCACCGAGUUAUCUCGCAUCCGGAUCUAUAGAUUACGUGCUGACAGUCCGUUGCGAGACUCGGACUGAGAAACAUUUCAUUGCCUCGGUUUUGGCUUCUGGGAUUCGCACCGUGUCUGUGUUGAGCUCGGCCUACGUAACCGCGGUCACGAUUCUGUAACAAUGUCGUUUGGAGUAGAUGGAGGCUCCCAGAAGGGCCAGCGUUCAAGUAUGAGCGAUAACAUGUUCCGUGUCUUCAAUAUAUACAAGCAACAGGAGCAGCGUCAAAGACAGGGUUGGUAUCGUUGCUAGACGGCGGGACUCUUCAUUUGAUCCAGUGGGCUAUACGUGCCUAAAGACAUCAAGAAUGCCUCCUCUGGCCACAAUGGUACAUUGCUUCGGU